Molecule: messenger RNA, 1791 nt
Organism: Solea senegalensis (Senegalese sole)
Lineage: Eukaryota; Metazoa; Chordata; Actinopteri; Pleuronectiformes; Soleidae
Product: protein phosphatase 1H-like
Exons: 10
Coding region: 189-1733 (514 amino acids)
Biological process (GO): protein dephosphorylation
Molecular function (GO): protein serine/threonine phosphatase activity
Source: RefSeq, a predicted model, not a curated record
UGUCGUGCAGCGCUGGAGGUUGCAGCCACAGUUCCGUGUUCACUUCACACAGCAGCAGCUGAGCUGGAUGAGAGUCGCUGCGUGUCUGCAUUUCACGCCGCGAAACUACGUCGCCGUGCGGGGAUCUGUGGAGCGUGGGGCAGCCUCUCACGCAAUCGCAUCUCCUCGAUCUACGCCGCAGCAGCGCCAUGCUCACGCGUGUGAAGUCGGCGGUGGCCAGUUUAAUGGGAGGCAUGAUGGCAGGAGGCUCCAACGGAGAGCACCACAGCGGCUCCGAGCUGCCGCUGAAAUUCCCCUACAGUAGACCAGAGUUUCUGGGACUGUCGCCCGACGAGAUCGAGUGCUCGGCGGAUCACAUAGCGAGACCGAUCCUCAUCCUGAAGGAGACCAAGCGGCUGCCCUGGUCCACUGGCUACGCGGAAGUGAUCAAUGCAGGAAAGAGCACAUUGAACGAGGACCAGGCCUGCUGUGAAGUGCUGGUGGUCAAAAGGAGACCGGCCGGAAGCUCCACACCCAACCGGACCCCCUUGGCCCGCAGGAGGUCUUCCCUGCCCAAUGGGGAGGACGUGGGCCUACAGGAGAACACGGAUGGCUCUGAAGACCUAACCUUCCACUACUGGGCAUUGUUUGAUGGCCACGCAGGCUCUGGGGCAGCUGUAGUGGCUGCCCGCCUUCUUCAUCACCACAUCGCUCUGCACCUCCAAGAAGUGACCGAGAUCCUCUGCACUCCCAACCUGCUGCCACCCACAUGUCUCGGCGAGGAACCAAUCAGUCACCAUCUCACCCCGACGUCCCAGCGCGCCCUCACCAGGGCCGCUUCCCUGCGGGGAGCUGCAGGGGCUCCGGGUUCACCCAGCACGCCACCCACCCGCUUCUUCACCGAGAAGAAAGUUUCACACGAGAGUCUGGUGGUUGGCGCCAUUGAGAAUGCCUUCAAAGACAUGGACGCACAGAUAGAGAAGGAGAAGGCGGCCUACAACGUCUCGGGUGGCUGCACUGCUCUGGUGGUUCUCUAUUUACUCGGGAAGCUCUACGUUGGCAACGCAGGGGACAGCAGAGCGAUUAUUAUCCGUGCUGGGCAGGUGAUCCCCAUGUCAACAGAGUUUACACCGGAGUCUGAGAGACAGCGACUGCAGUUCCUUGCAUACAUGCAGCCCCACUUAUUAGGCAACGAGUUUACACAUCUGGAAUUCCCAAGGAGAGUGCAGAGAAAAGAGGUUGGCAAGAGGAUGCUGUACCGUGACUUCACCAUGUCGGGAUGGGCGUAUAAAACCAUCGAGGACGAUGACCUCAAGUUUCCCCUGAUAUACGGCGAAGGAAAGAAGGCUCGUGUGCUGGCGACCAUCGGGGUCACGAGAGGUCUUGGGGACCACAACCUCAAAGUGCACGACUCCAACAUCUACAUCAAACCGUUCUUGUCCUGCUGUCCAGAGGUCAAAGUUUACCCUCUCGCGCAGCACGAGCACGGCGCCGACGACGUCCUCGUGCUGGGAACGGACGGUUUGUGGGACGUCCUCGCCAACCAGGAAGUAGCCGAAGCGGUCACGUCUUUCCUGUCAAACUGUGACCCCGACGACCAGCACAGGUACACGAUGGCGGCGCAAGACCUCAUAAUGAGAGCACGAGGAGUGCUGAAGGAUCGCGGCUGGAGAAUAUCCAACGACCGACUGGGCUCCGGAGACGACAUCUCUGUCUACAUCAUCCCUCUCAUGUAUGGCAACAAGCAGAAUUAACCCGAUGACAUAAGUGCGUCCAAAACAAAAACGUGACCCUGCCUUUACCCCAGCCCCU